Molecule: messenger RNA, 588 nt
Organism: Panicum virgatum (switchgrass)
Lineage: Eukaryota; Viridiplantae; Streptophyta; Magnoliopsida; Poales; Poaceae
Exons: 4
Coding region: 1-588 (195 amino acids)
Source: RefSeq, a predicted model, not a curated record
AUGCUCAAAGAGGCAAGGAGACAGAGCGGGUCUAGCUGGAAUGAAAAAAGAAAUAUGGUUGAAGGACCACCAUCUAUGUGGAAUAACCUCAUGGUGUCAUUCCCUAAAAUAAAGAAAUUUCACAAUAACAUGGCAAGCUUUCUUUUGUGUGAUGCCUUGGGGGAGCUUUAUGAUGGUCAUCUGGCGGAUGGGACUUACAAUUGCACUUCUUUGGAGACAUCACAAGAUGAACAACCACUUCAACAAAUUGUUGAUGUAGAAGAAAAAGAAGAAGAAGAGUUACUAGAUGAAGAUGAUGAUGAUGCUCAAAGGGAUGAUGAUGCUCAAAGAAGGACCACUAAAGGCUUGGAUCAAAGGAAUGAUGGAGAAGAUUUGGAUGAUAUCCGUGAGGAAGUAGAAGAAGAAGAUGCACAUCUGGCUAGAGAAAAUGAGGCUGCUAAAAGUAAUGAUUUCUCUAUCAAAAGGUGCAUCUCAGUUCUGAACACACUAGAAGUGAUCAAGGAAGAAAUGGCAAAAGCAUAUGCGAUCUUCAUCAAGAGCAAAGACAAUAGAGAGGCUUUCAUUUGUGGCUAUGAAGCAGAUGUGUAA